Molecule: messenger RNA, 748 nt
Organism: Populus euphratica (Euphrates poplar)
Lineage: Eukaryota; Viridiplantae; Streptophyta; Magnoliopsida; Malpighiales; Salicaceae
Product: glycine-rich RNA-binding protein-like
Molecular function (GO): RNA binding
Source: RefSeq, a predicted model, not a curated record
UGAUUUCCUCAUCCUUUUCUAUUCUAAUUUACCCUUCGUCUCUAUCAAAAAUAUCCUAGGGUUUCUCAAUGGCUGCUGAGGUUGAGUACAGGUGCUUUGUUGGUGGCCUUGCUUGGGCCACUACUGACCAAUCCCUUCAAGAAGCGUUUAGCCAGUACGGUGAAAUCAUCGAUUCGAAGAUUAUAAAUGAUCGUGAAACUGGAAGAUCUCGCGGUUUUGGAUUUGUGACUUUCAACAACGAGAAGGCAAUGAGAGAUGCGAUCGAUGGAAUGAACGGCCAAGACCUUGAUGGGCGUAACAUCACCGUGAAUGAAGCACAAUCUCGUGGAGGAGGGGGGGGUGGCGGCGGAGGCUCCAGCCGCGGUGGCGGUUACGGAGGUGGGCGCCGAGAAGGCGGUUAUAACCGUGGUGGCGGUGGAUACGGCGGAGGCGGCGGUGGAUAUGGUGGUGGUGGUGGAGGAUACGGUGGUGGUGGUUAUGGUGGUGGACGUGACCGUGGGUACGGUGAUGGUGGAUCAAGGUAUUCUUCCAGGGGUGGAUCUGAAGGUGGUAGCUGGAGGGAUUAGGUUUAGGACACGUGGUUGUUUUAUGAUUUUAAUGGCUUUAGCUUUAGUUGUGGUUCAGUUUGGUUAUGGUAUCUCUCGUGUUCUGAUUUUGUGGUUGUUGCUUUUUUGACCGAUGGUUACUUAUUUGUGUUCACUCUGUUGAAAAAAUUGAAAUGAAGUAAUAGAUCUUCGUUUGCGAACUU